Anthonomus grandis grandis is the source of this 1621-nucleotide messenger RNA. Its product is annotated as transcription factor MafB-like. The record is from RefSeq and is a predicted model, not a curated record. Gene Ontology annotation, biological process: regulation of transcription by RNA polymerase II. Gene Ontology annotation, cellular component: nucleus. The coding region runs from base 153 to 1109 and encodes 318 amino acids. The transcript has a single exon. Lineage: Eukaryota; Metazoa; Arthropoda; Insecta; Coleoptera; Curculionidae. Gene Ontology annotation, molecular function: RNA polymerase II cis-regulatory region sequence-specific DNA binding; DNA-binding transcription factor activity, RNA polymerase II-specific.
UUUCCUGCCGCUGGGCCUUCCCGGACUAACCGCCUCACGCUACACCACAACGUUCCCUGCCGCCGACGCGUUCGCAUGAAGUCGAGGAGAAUCGUAACGCGAGAGUGUUUUCGAGUGUUCUAACUUUAAGUGUUUUGAAUGAAUCGUGUAUCAUGGAAGACGACCCGCAGCAGCACCUGUUAGCUGAAGAGUACGUCCACGAUUUCGUCCUGGACCACUUGGAAGAUAUUACCGUGAAACGUGAAGAGAAACAACGUCAGUACAUGGAGUCCGGACAGUGGUUGCACCAUCAGGAGGACGAGGAGGCAAACAGGAGACCUCACGGGUGGGACGAGCGUAGGAACUUGUCUCCCUCCGAAGGUAUUUACCAGCAGCCGGUGCUGAUUAAUAUGAUCGAUCCGGAUACUCCUCCUCACACCACCCCGAGCCAAUCGCCCGUGCCCUAUCGGCCGCAUACUGUCGAAGAUGACCAGCAACAGAUGACCAUGCAGAUGUGGUUUCCCUUAAGGUCCGAGCCGCAACCUUUGGACUUACGACCGCUGCAUUGUAUGGGCGCGGGAGAUCCUGACUGGGACAGACGAGGAUACAUACCGUCCGGCAUGAUCCUCGAGGACCAGAACCACCACGUGCACCACCAGAGGCCACAAUCAGUUUCUUCGGUAGCCAGCUUGUCCAUAUCCCCCAGGGUAAGCAACCGGAGGGACAGUGGUUAUUUGACCAGCGAUGGGUGUAACACCAGCGGUUACUCCACUUGCUCAGAAGACAUCGGACUGACCGACAAACUUUUAAUGAGCUUAUCAGUGCGUGAGUUAAACAAACGCUUACACGGUUGCCCCCGCGAGGAAAUAAUCAGUCUGAAGCAGAGACGAAGGACUUUGAAGAAUCGGGGCUACGCUCAGAACUGUCGUUCCAAACGUUUGCAGCAGCGUCAAGAUCUGGAGCAAACGAACAGAACGUUGCAGAACGAGCUGCACCGCACCAGGUCAGAGUUGGCGCGGGUGAUGCAAGAGUUGGACCGAUUGAAGUUGCAGGUGAGGAACCACCAGGGGGGUCAGAACGUCGCUCAGAGUUGCGAGAAUCAGAACAGCUCGCCCGAGUAUUACGUCUGACAUCACUUUCAGGGUCGCCGACUAUAGUAUCAGCGAUCCAUCGGCGGUUCUUCCUUAGAGUUUCCGGUUGAGAGACGCAGAGGUGAUCGCCGUUAAUCAGUGCAAGUGAGAGAAAGAGUAUUUUUGACAAACUAGGAUAGUAUUAAUCAUCGUUCGGUUUUUGUUGCAUGGUGCCAAGUUUAUUGUUUUUUUUAUUUAAUUGUACGUGGUUAGACCUUAAGGUAAAAAAAAUAUGUUAAGUUUUGGUUUUGUUUUGCAAUCUUGAAAUAUCACUUUUGUAAAAUAAAUUAAAAAGCAUAUCUGACAUUUACGAUUAGGUAUUAAUUAAUAUUUUUUUUUUUUAACUUUAAGGCAUUUUUUAAAAUAUAUUUUUAUAUCUCGCGGGUCGGUUUUGGACCCGACACGUUAUGUUUUACAAAAAAAAAAUAUAUUAUAUUUAAAAUAUGUUAUGUGAAAACGAGUUGUAAAUAAAACAAAUCUUAGAUGCCAAUAAACACAAUGUUGGUUUAUAU